UCCCGGGCUUCUCUCUCCCAUUUCCCUCGCCCUUCUUCCGCUCCUUCCCACCGAAGCCACCACCGCGCCACCCCUAAACCCGACCCUCCGCCCGCUUCCAGACCCUUCUCGAGCUCUCUCUAGCCUCUCGCCUCUCGCCAUGGGGAAGGGGAAGAGCCGCCGCGGCGCCGGAGGAGGGCGCGCGCCGGCGGCGAGCGCGAGCGACGUCCAGCGAGCCGCCGCGGCGCUCACCCUCGCCGAAGCCGCCGCCCGCCACGGGUUCGAGGUCACCGACGUCGGUUCGACACCCUUGUCUUUCGCGGUGGCACAUGGGGAAAUGACUGCUGCGUGGUAUUUUCUUGACAAAGGUGCUAAUCCCAACACAAAAAGUUCCUCCACCGGCACGACUCCUCUGCAUGAAGCAGUAGCAACAGGCUGUGAUGAAAUUGCACAACUGCUGCUAUCGAAAGGAGCUAAUGUUGAGGCACCUUCUCCUCAUGGGACACCUCUAGUUGCCGCUGCAGCCCAUGGGAAGUUCAAUGCUAUGAAGAUUUUGCUGGAGCACCAUGCAGAUCCGAACAAAGUCUCAUGGGACUUUGGUACACCCCUGACCACAGCACUCUAUGCUACUCCUGACAGAAUGAAUGAGUCCACCUGCUUAGAGUGCGUGAAACUUCUUGUCAAGGCUGGCGCGGAUGUCAAUUGUACAAUUCCUGAAACUCCAUUGGCAAUAGCAACUAACAAUGGCUUAACCACAUGCUUUAAAUACUUGUUGGAGGUUGGCGCCAAUAUCAAUGUUCCAGCUAACCAGGUUAAGAAAAGUGACAGUGAUAGCAAAGCUCCACUGAAAUCAAGCGGUGCAAAAGCUGUUAGGGGGAAGAACUAUGUUGCCGCAUCAAAAUUGUGUUCUGAGGGCAAGUCAAGUGACAAAGAUAGGAAGGCUCGGCUGAAAUCACAAGGUGCAAAAGCAGUUGAGGGCAAGGACUAUGCCACCGCAUCAAAAUUCUAUACAGAGGCAAUCAAGCUGGAUCCCGCUGACGCGGUGUUGUAUUCGAACAGGAGCCUUUGCCAUCUGAAGUGUGGUGAAGCACAUGAUGCUUUGAUGGAUGCCAAUGCUUGCAUAAGUCUGGACCCUAAGUGGCAUAAAGGUUACUACCGUAAAGGAGCCGCCCUUAUGUCUCUUCUGGAGUACAAAGAGGCCUCUGAUGCGUUCUCGGCUGGAAUGAAACUGGCGCCUAACAGCAAGGAGAUGCAGGAGGCGCAUAGGGAGGCGGUUGAGGCAAUGAGGAAGGAACAGUCUGAGCCGAGUCUCUACGCACUGGAUUAGUUCUUCAGGAGUGCUUCUGCUUCCACAGUAGUCUUUUCGGAAUGUUCGUUCUGUGUAUAUGUACCUGUAAAAAGGUAGAACGUACUUGUGUAGUGGUUUUGCAUGUUACGAUCAAAAACGCUCUUUGGAUGCUGGGAGCUCUUAUCAGUACCUGAAACUGUUACCAAAUGCCGCUCGGCAGUCGGCAUGUCUUCUUUUUUCUGCGUGUUUGAUGCAGCUUGGAUGUUUUCAUUGGUUUUCCGAUCAAGAUGUAUUGGUCCUCCGCUCAGGGCUUGCAAGAGCAACUCUAGUGGAUCCUGCAGAAUUUCGAUUGCCAUAAGGACAUUUGUUAAUAUUUAUGGAGGCUAAAACGGUUGAAGGCAAA
This is a messenger RNA of Triticum aestivum (bread wheat), 1670 nucleotides long. RefSeq names its product ankyrin repeat domain-containing protein 17. The record is from RefSeq and is a predicted model, not a curated record. The transcript is spliced from 10 exons. NCBI's taxonomy places the organism in Eukaryota, Viridiplantae, Streptophyta, Magnoliopsida, Poales, Poaceae. The coding region runs from base 140 to 1306 and encodes 388 amino acids. Gene Ontology annotation, molecular function: protein binding.